AUGAAGAAAAAUUCCAAAAGGUGUUCGAUGCCAGCUCCUCCAAGAGAAGGGGAGACGGAGACACAUCACUGGCUCAAUCCAGACGCAUCAUGCUGGGAAAACAAAGAUUUUGACAACCUUGACCUAAAUCAGCUUGCGGCAAUGGAGUCAAUGGUUGAGAGCAUGAUCCAAAUGUGGAGGGCUCGGGACGACGCGCUCAAAAAAAUUAUCAAGCGUCAGCAAGACAACAGUUGA
Messenger RNA from Linum trigynum, 234 nucleotides. The record is from the annotation of a GenBank genome assembly. NCBI's taxonomy places the organism in Eukaryota, Viridiplantae, Streptophyta, Magnoliopsida, Malpighiales, Linaceae.